CAGGUUGUUCUGGUUAACCUGUUGAUAUGCAUGGUAGUUUUCUACACUGUGUACUAUGUGGUCCUAUCUCUGUGCUUCGCAGUAUUCAAGAUUAAAAUGUUGGAUGGUUUGGCACCUUUUGAUUUUAAGACAAAUCCCUCAUGGAUUAACCCCUAUUAUUUAGUUCUUGUAAUAUCAUUGGAAAUAACUUUCUUCAUUUGUGGUCUGUUGUUUGCCCUGGUUGUGGAAGAAUGGGUUUGGGAUUAUGCCGUAACAGUUACUAUUAUUCAUAUCAUCAUAACUUCAGCUGUUAUGUCUGAAUUCCCCCUCAUGUUACACUGGUGGUUGGCAUUAGGAUCUGGAGUAAUUUCAAUGAUUUGUGGAGGACAGAUUUUGGCAUACUGCUUAUUCAAAGACAACUUCAUUUACCCGAUUCUAGAUGAUUUUUGAAAAGGAAAAUUAGAACUUGUCUUUUUAUUUACAUGAAUUCUAUGGUCUCAUUAACAACAU
Pezoporus occidentalis (night parrot) is the source of this 489-nucleotide messenger RNA. It is a transcript of the gene TMEM244, whose product is annotated as transmembrane protein 244. Lineage: Eukaryota; Metazoa; Chordata; Aves; Psittaciformes; Psittacidae. The transcript is spliced from 5 exons. The coding region runs from base 31 to 429 and encodes 132 amino acids. The record is from RefSeq and is a predicted model, not a curated record.